ACUUCCCCUGAGGCACUGUGUGAGCACUGAGGCUGCUGUCCCAGGCUGAGCAGUAAUAGGCAGACUUGUCCUUGGUCUGGAGGCCAGAGAUGGUCAGAGAUGCCAUGUUCCUAACCGGGAGCCAGGGAAUCUCUCUGAGAUCCCUGAGAGUUGGCUGUUUUUCCUGUUGAUCAGGUGUUUGGGGGCAUGGCCCUGGUGCUGCUGCAGCCAGACAGCUCCAUCUUUGCCAACAUUGUUGCUGUCCCCAGUGCAGUACAGGAGAGGGUGACCUUCUGUCCCACGGUCCCUGACACCGAGGCUUCCUGGGUCAGCGCAGACUGUGCCCAGGACCCUGGAACAGAGGAGGCAGGCACAGAGAGGCAGUCACCUGAGCAGAGGGUGAGAAGCUGGAGGAGGAGAGGGGUCCAGGCCAUGGUGGAGAUGCCCCAGGCUCUGCUUCCUAAGCCCACAGCUGAGCAGAACUGCACAGAGUCUCUCUUAUCCUCUCCUCCUAAGAGGGCACAGAGCACCCUUCAUGCAAAUCACACCCCUCCCCCUGCUAUCCCUGGGCCUGACCUUGGGGAAGGUUGAGUGUGGGGUGGGGCUAGGGGAGCCUCUUCUGCCCCUGGGAGGUCCCAGCUGCUGGGCCCCAGAAAGCACAGAGCAGAGGGCCCAGGGUAGGGGUCCAGGGCCUGGUUUCCCAGUUGAAACCCCCACAGACCCUCAGGGACAGGCCACACUUCCCUCCACUGUCUCAGAGCCCAGGUUCAUUCCUGACUGGCUUGAAGGUCCUCAGCACUGCCUUGCGCACACCAUCCCCACACAGAGGCAGCGCUCAUGCCCCUCCACCCCCACCCCAGGCUCUUUGUGCUGCAGGUGCUCACCACAGCACAUUUCUCGCUGCAAGAUGGGCCUCCUCAGCAUGAAGUCAUCCUCUGCUUCUUCCCCAUUUAGAUUUUUGUGUGGUUGGGGACAUAGGUGAGUGAGCCUCAGAGAGAACAUGUCCUGCACCCAGUGGCCAGGAGGGCAGGAGGGUUAACAACCCUCCCCAGCCUCCAUAUGGGCCUGAGGGCACCCACUUCUCUCUCUCAUCACACUCCACAUCCCCCCGUGGGAGGCCGGGCUCCAUGACCCUCAUCACUGUCCUCAUCACACCCUUGAUGGGGUGAGACCCUUAAUGAAAAUGCACAGGGAAAUUAUUCAAGAAGAGACCAUCAUUAUGAAAGAGAGAAAAGUCUGCUUCUCUUAUGGAUACUUGGACCUGAGGAAGAUGACCAAGGUCGCCACUCUCCCCAGAGACAGCCCAGAGAGGGGCCACCAGGGUGACUAGGCACCAGACUCCUCCCAAAUUAUUUCUUGCAUGAGAUCCAAGAACCCUCUCUUGGGAUCUGAAUCAGGACCCCUUUCCAGUAACACCUGCAGGAAGCACAUCCUGGCCCCUUCCCUGCUCCACUGACUGGAGGCACAGGCCAAGGUCCAUGGAGGUGAACCACCCAGCACCCCUCAGCCUCUUGGAACUUGCAGCCCACAGCCUGCUGAGCAAUGAGGCUUCAGUUCCACUGGUGUUGGAACAGCUCACAGUGAACCUUUUCCCGCCUCUACUCACUGCUGCAUUUGCCAAGGGGCACAGAAAGGCUCUGAAGGCCUUGGUGCAGGCCUGGCCCUUCCGGUUUCUCCGUCUGGGCUCUCUGAUAGUGCGGUGGCCCAACCAAGACAGCCUGCAAGCUGUGGUGGAUGGGCUGGAGGCCUUUUCUGCCCACAGGGCUUGUCCCAGGAAGUCGGAACUGAGGAUGCUGGAUUUCACCCUGGACUCUGAGCAAGUCCUUUACUGUGGUAAAGGGGCUUCUGAAGCCUUGGCCAAGUUCCCAUUUUGGUUACCAUCAGCAGUCAAGGCAGAGAUGCCCCAGGCCACGGCCAGGCCCAAGCCAGCAAAGAACACGAGAAAAGGACGAAAGCAGCCAUGGGAAGCAGUGGAAAUACACAUUGAUCUUUUCCUGUGAGGCUUCUUCAAGUUAGAUAAGUUCCUCUCCGACCUCCUGACGAAAGUGGAACAGAGCCACGGGGCCCUGCAUCUCUGCUGUAGGAAGUUGCACGUUGAGAAGAUGGCCGUCGACAGUCUGCUGAGGAUCCUGAAGACACUCAGGCUGGAUUUCAUCCAGGAGCUGGAGGUGUUUUACUGGUGUAGAGACUUCUUGGUAUUGGCAGAGCCAAACCUAUCUGCCAUACAGCUGGGAAGGAUCUUCAACCUGCGCAGCCUCAAGCUCUUCUACUACAAGUGGGCCUUCUCCUCAUGGGUCAGGCGGCCCUCCAGCUACUUCUUCUCCCAGCUCACCAUGCUGGGCCACCUCCAGAAGCUGCACCUGUCUCACUGCUACCUCGUAGGCAAACUACAUUACAUACUCAGCUGUCUGUGGGUCCCACUACAUUCCCUGGAGAUCUGCAACUGCAAGCUUCUGGACACUGACAUCACCUACUUGUCCCGGAGCCAUCAUACCACCUGCCUGAAGAAGCUGGAUCUGAGUGUCAACGACCUGUCCUACAUGAUCCCUGGGCCCUUGGGGACCCUGCUGAGGGCGGUCUCAGGGACACUGCAGCACCUAGACCUGAAACACUGCUGGCUGAAGGAUGCCCACCUGAGUGCCCUCCUGCCCGCCCUGUGCCGCUGCUCCCACCUCAGUUCCCUGAGCCUCUCCGACAACCCCAUCUCCACUGCCUGCCUCCUGAGCCUGCUGGAGCACACGAUGGGGCUGAUGGAGCUGAAGCAGGUACUCUAUCCCAUCCCAGUUGACUGCUGCAUCUACCUGCAUGGCAUCUGCCAGGGUCCUGUGAACGAGGACAAGCUGUGCCAGUUGCAGGCCGAGAUACAGAAGCAGCUGCAAGCCAUGCAGCAGGCUGACAUGCAGUGGAGCCCCUCCACUGUCUUUGCUUAUGCAGCUGGUGCAGUCUGAAUGAAGAACAGGAGCCAGGCUCAGGGAACAGAAGUCAGAGAGGGCAGCUGGAAUCACAGCUGAGGCCACAUGUUGUUUGCAAGGAACAUAAAAUAAACUUCCAUGGGAACU
Molecule: messenger RNA, 3038 nt
Organism: Gorilla gorilla gorilla (western lowland gorilla)
Lineage: Eukaryota; Metazoa; Chordata; Mammalia; Primates; Hominidae
Product: leucine-rich repeat-containing protein 14-like
Exons: 7
Coding region: 2082-2927 (281 amino acids)
Cellular component (GO): cytoplasm
Molecular function (GO): protein binding
Source: RefSeq, a predicted model, not a curated record